GACUGCUCAAGCUCGAGCUUGCAGCCACGGCAACGCCUGGCCACAGCAGCAAUUAUCGGGAGGGGUUGUUAUGAGCUGAGCAUGGAGGAGCCAAACAGCUCCGCGACGAGGCCUCAAAGAGAAACACAGGAGGACCGAGCAGCUCCUCCAAGAGGAGCGGCUCUCCUCCGACGCCGCAUACGCAGACCUUGCCCGGUCCGCGCGGGAUAACGACCGGCUCCGGGAGCAGAUCGCCGCCCUGAAGGAAAGCCUUGCAAAAGAAGAGAAUAGCAGAAAGCAACUGGAGGAAGAUCUGAGAUUGCAGAGAGAUCAGACGGCAUUGAUGUUGACGCUGAUCAAAUUGGAGGCAGAGAAGGUGACCAUGGAGAAUCAUUUGCAAGAGGCAGAGGGCAGGGAAGGGAGCAAGGCCAGCCACAUUCGAUCCUUAAAGGAAAGUCUGACCGUGGAAGAGCAGAUGAGACAACAGCUAGAGAUGGUUUUGCAGAAGGUCAAUGACCAGCACAAGGCAGAUGCCAGCCCAACAGGCGAUCACAACACCAACGACCAUGACCAGGCGCAAGACGCGCCCGACGACGUCCUUUACUUCGUUCCCAAGCUGCGACCUGCCGUGGCGGAUGGGGCCGACGAGAUCAGCUACCACGGCGUGAUCAUCGAUGGUGCUUUGGUUUGUUGGGUUUCCUUUCCGGGAAUGUACAAAGCCGGUUGGGAUGGAUUGGUCGAUGGACGACAUGGAGAUAGCGUGGCCUGCGUGUUCUUGUGCGAGCCGAAGGAUGGACUUGGAAAACAUGCCGAUGACACAGAGAAUCCUGGAAAGUGCUUCUGCCACCGCAUCUACGGCAAGAGGAACUUCAGGGACUUCGGUUACCUUCACAACAUCAAGAAGAGAAGGCGAGCUUGCUCCGAAGAUGAGUUGCAGCGGAUCCUUCAGAAGGCAGAAGCCAUGCAUAGUGAUGCCAUCGUCUUCGCGGACGACACUCCGGAGCAGAUUGCCCUGAUGGAGAAGAAAGCUGAAGAACUCUGGAAGGAGCAUGGCGAGAUAGCAGCCUGGGGAUGCGAGUGGUACAGGAUUUGGCUUCAGAAAGUCGAGGAGGCGGUGAGGAAAGGCCAGACAUUGAGGGUGGUGUUUUUCCCCGGCCAGUGCGGCGAGGGUACGGUCAGUAUGGGGGAGCUGCCAAAAGCCGACUUGUGGGACGGCAUCGGUUGUGGUGGCUCGCAGAAGUGUGAGAUAGCCACUCUGAAGGCCCGAGGGUACAAGUACGAGGAGGUGGACGUCGGAGAGUUCCUCACGGGGCAGUUCAAGCGGGGCGAUGAGGCUGAGGCCUUGGAUGGCAGCACGUGGCGCAGGUGUGAGGUCCUCGAUGUGCCCAAGAAAAUGAUCAGCAAAGAAGAUGUGGCCACAUGGCAGGUGGAAUGCAAACUUUCAGGCAGAGUCUUUGACUCUAAGCAUGUGAGAAGCAGCCGAGAUUCAUUGAAGAGCCUCUUGGCCGCAUUUCACAGCAGCCACGACUCCUUGGAGAAGCUCUUUGGCGAAGUGGGCAUCACCAUCGAGAAGGCGCAAGAAUCGGGACCACGCAACGGUGCGCCUGCGCUCAGUGUCAAGGUGGAGAUCAAGAACAUCAAGCAGGCCCACCUUCUCCGUGAUCGCGUUUUGGAAGGAGAGUUGGACAUCCAGCUCAACAAGAUACUGUCAGAAAAAGCUCCCAGUUCCCACACCUGGGAUAUAGGCAUCGAAAAGAAUCAUUUCAUCGAGCUCUAUGAGAGGACCCUUCCGGGACUUUUGGAGUUGACUCCUCACCAAUACCAGAAGCUGCAGGAGUUGGAGAGCGGGAACAGCCAAAACCUCCAUCUCGCGGCUCCUGCGGGUGCCGGUAAGACCUUCGUGGCUUUGAGGUACGUGGUCCGACACCUACGAAGCAGCCGCAGUGGACGCUUGCUCUACGUGGCGCCGAAUCGCGCUCUCCUGUUCCACUUUGUUCAGUGGUUGAUGGCUAGCCUCAAGGCCAAAUCCAUAGAUCCAAGACGCACUCGUAUCUGGGAAAGACUUCUCCUGAAGCAUCAAGGCCAGAAGGCCUUCUGGCGCCCAGUGCUGGAUGGAAGGCAUCUGAAAUUGCAGGAAACUCCAUUGGGAGAGGACGAGUUCUCUUUAGUCGUGGUCGAUGAGGCGCAUCAACUCUUUGCCUCGGGUGACGAGAUGGAUUUGCUCACGUUGCCUCGCAAGAAGCUGCUACUACUGUCCGAUACUUCGCAAUCCACCCACUUGCAUCAUCACUUUCCCACGGCACACUACGUGGAGCUCUCCGAAGUCAUCCGCAGCACUCAGCGGAUCGUUGCUGGGGCCAUGCCCUUCCAACACGCCCAGUCCGCCAGCUCAGUCCAAGGGAUGGGCACCGAAGGGCCACCGUUGAAGUCCUUCCUGUUUGAAGUCGAGUCCGAGAAGACCAUGAUGCAGGACUACGUGAAGCACACCGUGGAUACCAUGUGGCAUGUGCUCCAGACCUUUCCCGGGGUGAGCUUGAGCCGUCGGUUGGCCUUGUUGGUGAAGGACGAGACUUUCCUCCAGGAUUUCAAGCCGCUGAUGGUGCAGAAGAUCCAGGAAGAGCUUCCGGCUCGAAGAUUCGCUUUCGUCUCCUGUGAAGAGUGCUGCAGCUAUUUGCCAUCGCAUUUGGUUCCACAUUCCAGUAGUAGAGACGAAGAGGAGAUCAUUGUGCUGGAUGCCGUCCAGAACUCCAGAGGGCUUGAGCAGUUGAUCGUGGUUUCCAUUGCGCUCGACACCAGUAUUGACGGAAACGCAGACAACGAGACCCGGUCCUACCUCUACACGGGGAUUACCAGAGCCCAGCUUCAGGCCGUGGUGGUGAACCACUUCAUCCCGGACGGCUGGCUGGCAUUCUUAGGCACCUUGAAACUGAAGAACGAGAAAUUUACACAGAGGGCGGCACUGGCCGCCAUCCGGAAAGAUGCCGCCACGUCGGCUGUGGCAGACGCUCCGCGGCCCGCAACAGAAAAACAAGACAAAGAAGCAGCGAAGCAGCAUACUGAGGUUCCUGAUCCUGGCGCAUUGAGACACAAAGCAGGCACCCAACAAGGUGAUGAGAUGUCGGCCGAUAAGAAGGCUGACCAGGAUCUCAAGGACAUGCAAUCAAGGGCAGAUGCAGUGAAGGUUGCUGCCAAGGAGCUGUCCGAGCUGCCGGAGUUGCGGGUGAAAGGCACCAGCGUGUGGGACACGGCCAGCAACGCAAUCAACACCAAAAUCGUUCAGUUGAAGUUCGAUCCUCGGAUUUCUCGGCUGAGCGAGGCGCGAUGUCUCAACUGCCUGGAGGAGAUGUCCUGGAUGGAGCUGCACCCCACUGGAAGGGCUCCGAGCGAAUCUGCAACCCACUGGAAGGGCUCCGAGCGAACGAACGGGGCAUUCGGCGGUCUACGAUUCCCACAGCCACUCCAUGGUUGUGUUUGGGGGUCUGCCUCUGAGAUUCCUUCAUGGAACGACUUGUGGAAACUGGAUUUGAAGGAGAUGUCCUGGAUGGAGCUGCAACCCACUGGAAGGGCUCCGAGCGAACGAUUUGGGCAUUCAGCGGUCUACGAUCCCCACAGCCACUCCAUGGUUGUGUUUGGGGGUUGGGCAUUCGGUGGCAAACCUGAGACUAUGGUGACGUUUGGUGCUUCAGUUUGCAGGGUUGACCAAGGCGGACCAAGGCGUGAUUGUGAUGAGGUGAGGAGCCAGAUCUACAAACUUGCCAGCGGCAAUCCUAAGUGGUGAGUCGAGGAGCGCAUGGGGCGUUCAGCCUUUAUUUGAGAGGGGCUUGUGGUGAGGGGUGAGGCCGGGGACUAUCCCC
Molecule: messenger RNA, 3833 nt
Organism: Durusdinium trenchii
Lineage: Eukaryota; Dinophyceae; Suessiales; Symbiodiniaceae
Source: the annotation of a GenBank genome assembly